AUGGAGUUUACGUUUUCUCUAUCCCAAACCUUGUUUACAUUCCUCUUCAUUUUACUUGUGAUUAAACUUUUGAAGGGAUCCAAAACUAAUCGCUUGGCUCCUAAUCUACCUCCGGGGCCAAAAAAGCUUCCUCUCGUAGGAAACAUUUUUGAUGUCGGGGGCCCACUCCCACACCAUACCUUGAGAAACUUGGCGCAGAAGUAUGGGCCACUGAUGCACCUACAACUAGGAGAGAAUUCCACCGUCAUUGCCUCAUCAGCAGAAACUGCAAAAGAGGUUAUGAAAACCCAUGAUAUAAACUUUGCCAAUCGGCCUUUUCUUCUUGCUGCACAUAUAAUAUCCUACAAUUCCACAAACAUUAUGCAUUCGCCUUAUGGAGAAUACUGGAAGCAGCUAAGAAGGAUUUGUAAUUCAGAGCUAUUAAGUGCAAGGCAUGUUCAAUCACUUAGACCGAUAAGGGAAGAAGAGGUCUCUAAUCUCAUCCAAAUGAUCUCUAAAAGCUCAGGAUCUCCAGUUAAUCUCAGUGAACUUAUCUAUGCAAUGACUUACGGGAUUACUACAAGGUCAAUCUUUGGGAAGAAGUCAAAACAUCAGGAAGCACUGAUAUCGCUCAUUGAUAAAGCUUUAGUGCUAUCUGGAGGAUUUACUCUUUCCGAUCUCUAUCCUUCGUCAAAAGUUAUUGCAUUUCUUAGUGGGCUUAGACCCAAACUUGAAAAGAUACAUCAGAGAUUUGAUAAGAUGCUAGAUGACAUUAUCAGAGAGCAUAAAUCACAUGAAGAAGGAAAAGAUAUGGGUAAUUUGCUACUAGACGUUCUACUCAAACUCAUGGACAAUAGCAAGCUUGAAGUUCCCUUGACCUUGAACAAUAUUAAAGCAAUCAUCUUGGAUAUAUUAGCUGCAGGUAGCGACACGUCUUCUACAGUCAUAGAAUGGGCGAUGUCAGAGUUGCUGAAGAACCCGAGUAUUAUGGAGAAGGCACAAACUGAGGUUAGACAGAUUUUCAGCACAAAAGCCAAAGUUGAUGAAACGGGAAUCCAAUCGUUGGAUUUCUUGAAGUUGGUUAUCAAGGAAACUUUAAGAUUACACCCUCCAGCACCUUUGAUGUUGCCAAUGGAGAACAGGGAGAAAUGUGAGAUAAAUGGAUACGAGAUUCCCGUGAAGACUAAAGUGGUUGUGAAUGUGUGGGCAAUUGGUAGAGAUCCAAAGUACUGGAAAGAUCCUGAAAGGUUUCAUCCAGAAAGAUUUGUUGAUAGUUCAGUUGAUUAUAGAGGAGGCGAUUUUGAAUACAUACCCUUUGGUGCUGGCAGGAGAAUAUGCCCAGGAAUAUCAUUUGGAUUAGCCAAUCUUGAGCUUCCACUCGCGUCUUUGCUUCACCAUUUCGACUGGAAACUUGCAGACACAAAUGGGAAGAAUGAAGAUCUCGACAUGACUGAAGCUUUUGGCGUGACUGUUAAAAGGAAAAGUGUCCUGAAUAUUGUCCCUAGUGUUUGUUAUCCUCUUGCACUGUAA
Messenger RNA from Erigeron canadensis, 1509 nucleotides. RefSeq names its product desmethyl-deoxy-podophyllotoxin synthase-like. The transcript has 2 exons. Gene Ontology annotation, molecular function: monooxygenase activity; oxidoreductase activity, acting on paired donors, with incorporation or reduction of molecular oxygen; iron ion binding. The record is from RefSeq and is a predicted model, not a curated record. The coding region runs from base 1 to 1509 and encodes 502 amino acids. NCBI's taxonomy places the organism in Eukaryota, Viridiplantae, Streptophyta, Magnoliopsida, Asterales, Asteraceae.